AUGUAUAUUAAAAUUGAAGCGACAAGAUUAUAUUUUUAUCGAUCAAGACAGUCAAAUAUCAGAGCUGAAUUAUAUCAAGGAAUUGUAGAUAGUGUUUUAUCUGGGGAUACUAGAGGUGAUCAAGUUGGGACCAAAGUUGUUUUGCUUGCAUUUUUUAUUGGAGGACCAAGAGAUAUGCGUCGAAGGUAUCUUGAUGCUAUAGCUUUAGUACAGCGAUUUGGCAAACCUGAUCUUUUCAUCACUAUGACAUGCAAUACAGAGUGGUUUGAGAUACAAGAAGAACUUGAACCAGGACAAGUUCCACAAGAUAGACCAGAUCUUACAGCCAGGGUUGUCAAGUACCUAUAUAAAUAUGUUUACAAAGGUCAUGAUCGUGUAGCUUUUUCCAUAUCAUAUAAUAAUGAAGAAUAUUUGAUGGAUGAAAUUAAGUAG
This is a messenger RNA of Telopea speciosissima, 432 nucleotides long. RefSeq lists its product as uncharacterized. NCBI's taxonomy places the organism in Eukaryota, Viridiplantae, Streptophyta, Magnoliopsida, Proteales, Proteaceae. The record is from RefSeq and is a predicted model, not a curated record. The transcript is spliced from 2 exons. Bases 1 to 432 code for a protein of 143 amino acids.